CCUCAGGUAACUGGCUCUUAGGGUGAGGCUCGCUUGAGUUGCACCGGGCUUCCCUGACUGCUACCAUGGCGAGCGGCCCCUCCCCCAGGUGCCGUUUGGAGCCUCAAAGGAAAGAGGGGUGCCCAGGCUUUGGAAGGCUGCUUUUAAAUCAUGAACUCUCCAAACUUUUCAACCAACUGUGGGAUGCUGACAUUAACCGCUUAGGGCCUGGCAAAGACUACGCCAUCUCCCUGCAGGGGAAGGCAGACUUUGUCCCACAAGGUGUUCACAGAGCCACUGACCAUGCUUCUCAGGCUCUCUUCGUCUGGGUGAAUGAGGGCCGGUUACAGAGCACCAAGACCUUUGCAGCUUUUAUCUCGCUUUUGGAUAACUACGAGACAUCAACGGGUGUAGCAGAAGUCGUGACCCCGGAGGAGGAAGCUGAAAACAACCGAUUCUUGGACGCUGCCUUAGAGACAGAGGUGAUGAAGCUCACCCAUCAGUAUCUGGUGAGAAAAAAUUGGUCCAAGCCCAGCCUAACGGAUUUCAAGGCUCAGCUCUACAGAAUCUGGUUCCAGCUGUAUACUCGGGAGGGCCGCCAAGGGCCUGAUUCUUGUGGUUUCGAGCACGUGUUUGUGGGUGAAACCCGGCGAGGACGAGACAUCCUGGGUUUCCAUAACUGGGUGCAGUUCUACCUUCAGGAGAAGCGGGGAAAUAUUGAUUACAGAGGCUAUGUGGCCAGAUGGCACAAGAGCCGGCCUGAUGAAGAUGACCAGGUGUUGAACCUUCAGUUCAGCUGGAAGGGUUUGGUGAAACCUGUGGGCAGCACCUUCCUGGGCGUGAGCCCUGAGUUCGAAUUCGCCCUCUUCACCAUUGUGUUCCUGCAGUCCCAGGAAAAGGUCACUCGGGUACUCGUCCGCAUUGAGGAGUAUGAGCUGCAGAUUGUGGUCUACCGCCACGGCCGCCAUAUUGGCUCUGCCUACCCGGUUCUGCUCAGCAGUAACAAUGAAGACUUAUACUGAGCCAGGGCUGGGCUGGGGAAUCCCAAACUGCAGGGAUUGCCAGUAAAGCUUUCUUGGCACAAGUCUUUGGUCGUUUAUUAGGGUUAGACUACAAGGAGGGGCAUAAGCUAUAGUCUAGUGGAAUGGGCCCUAUUGCUUGGGAAGAAAGGAGUCCCGGGUUUUGGUCUCUGCUUUGUACUUGAUAUCACCUUGGACAAGUUAGGGCUAAUCUCCACCUGUAAAAAUGGAACUAUUCUCCUUCUCAGGUCUGAAAAUUUCUGUUCUAAAACCCCUCCCAGCUCUGACAUCCCCUGUUCUAAGCUCCCCCCGCCAACUUUGGCAUCCCCUGUUCUAAGCUCUCUCC
This is a messenger RNA of Trichosurus vulpecula (common brushtail), 1344 nucleotides long. Its product is annotated as poly(U)-specific endoribonuclease-like. The record is from RefSeq and is a predicted model, not a curated record. NCBI's taxonomy places the organism in Eukaryota, Metazoa, Chordata, Mammalia, Diprotodontia, Phalangeridae. The transcript is spliced from 8 exons. Gene Ontology annotation, molecular function: RNA endonuclease activity. Bases 66 to 1001 code for a protein of 311 amino acids.